GUGUGACAUGCACAUACACGCGGCAAUCCGCGCACAUUUCGGGUGGUUGUCUGAUUACUUUUCUUUGGCAUCGCCUUACGACGAACGGCAUCUGUAUGACGAUCUGAACGGCCUUCUAAUAUGCAUAUUCUUAGCUUAGCAUUAUGGUAUACCCGCAUCGCAAUCGAUGCACACGCACAAUCGAAUAAUUACUCCACACCGUUCGCUUUGUCACUUGCUCAAUUUCAAUGUUCUGACCCACCUUUCUUCAUCAACAUUGCCGCCGCUAAUUCCUUCGUCCCAUCCUGCCGACAGGCUAAUGUUCGACCCCAGCCCCUCAUCGCAGUCCAUGUUGCUUUCUGAUCCCCUCACUCGAAGUUCAUUCGCUUACGGCUGCGGCUUUACUCUUCCGCUGCAUCACGUAGCCGAAAGCGGAGAGACUGAACAACAUGCAUGCGUCGUCGCAACACUCGCAGCGACUUCUCACUUCUGCGUAGCUAUUGACGGCACGCCCGAAAGAAUGGAGCACGAGGAUGGGAUAACCCAGCUUGUCUUGCCUCUGACGCAGCCUCACAAUCGCGCGGUUCGAGAUGCGUUGAUGUCUGACUCUUUACAGUACUUAUGCUCCCAUCAACUUCAACUUGAGGCCAUUUGCCACGCAACGUUGCGCGCUUCUCCGCACCACCAUCAGCCAUUCUUCACCGCGGAUCUACCUCCUUCGAUCAGCUUUCGCUCGCGGACAGCCGUUGUUACCCACAUAUGCGGUCCUACAAUAACUGCCACUAACCGCACCAUGAUUCAUGGCAGCUCUAUUAUGGGUCUACGAUGUGUGACGCUGCCUGCAGGAAGCACCGAGCAAAGGGCCGGAUAGUCGCAUACGAACGUGUUUGUCACAGCAUUGCACGACCUCAGAGCUCCUUUCGUCCUCCACAUCGCUUCCUCAUGGUCUGGGCACUGGAUCCCUGGGGCUUCCUGCAUGUGAGGAAUGCUUUCCCGCCCUGCUUCGAGACUUCUGACUGGCCAACAGUGCCUCGUUCCCGUACCGGUGCUUCCCCCCGCGGAUUGUCACCACUAUUAGCGACUCUU
This is a messenger RNA of Didymella exigua CBS 183.55, 1065 nucleotides long. RefSeq lists its product as uncharacterized. NCBI's taxonomy places the organism in Eukaryota, Fungi, Ascomycota, Dothideomycetes, Pleosporales, Didymellaceae. Bases 167 to 850 code for a protein of 227 amino acids. The transcript has a single exon. The record is from RefSeq and is a predicted model, not a curated record.